This is a messenger RNA of Acipenser ruthenus (sterlet), 3743 nucleotides long. RefSeq names its product netrin-G2-like. The transcript is spliced from 13 exons. NCBI's taxonomy places the organism in Eukaryota, Metazoa, Chordata, Actinopteri, Acipenseriformes, Acipenseridae. The record is from RefSeq and is a predicted model, not a curated record. Bases 1073 to 3070 code for a protein of 665 amino acids.
UGGGAUGGGUUAGUUUCGUGAUGGAGAGAGGAAGUUGUGCAGCCCGGAUCAAGCACCGAGCUAAAAAGCUCAGAUAGUGAUUGGAAGUGAUGGCAAAAAGGAUUUAGAAUCAGUAUUAACUUAGAGAGAGAGAGAGAGAGAGAGAGAGAGAGAGAGAUUUUAUUUCUCCAUAAAGCUACCGCUAUCUGCCCUUGAGCGCACAGGGCAAAUCGGGGGGAUGUACAUAGGUGGUCAAAGGCGUCCUAAAAGUGAAAAUCUUCACUUCUGAUGUUCUGAUUUUUUAUUUAUAUAUAUAUUUCAAUCGGUGCUGCAUCUAGAGCACCAGCAGUCCCGCGUCGUGGUGUCUUCCUCUGUCACUAAAAAGUAGCAUAAAUACGACGAGAGACCAUCCCAUCUGCUUGCAACUGGAAGCAGAGUAAUCUUAAAUCCAGGGGCGAGCCCAAGUUCAGAUGCACUGAAGGGGAUACAGCAAGUUCAGCAGAAUUUGGAAACGGUAUUCUAUCGGAGGAUUACAACAACAGUUAUUUCAAUCGAGCGAACCUGUAUCCACUGUUCAGGGAUGCAAGCAAAUACAACAUAUCAAGAAACGAAGUUCGGUUUCUCGGCGAGGAUUGCUGCUGUAUAGCUCUUCAUAAGUCUCCAGAAAUUCUUACCGCGGAUGAAUGAAAUGGUUUGCUGAAGUGCCAAGUUCUUUGCGUGAAUUUAAAAAUUAAAAUUGCGUUAAAUGUUACAGUACUGCAAUGGAAAGAACACUGAAGUACCGAGACUGAAACUGUCAUUCAAACCUAAUUCACGACCAGGAACAUCAUUUCCUGCAACUAAAAGAACAAUAUAUGUCUAAUAUCAAUAUACAUUUAUAUUACUCCCUUUUCAUUCCGACGUCGGUGACGUGUACCGUUUCUGAGGUCCAUCGGCAACGGCAGCGGUUUCAAGCCAAGUUUGCAUGGAGGAAGAUCUGCUAUUAAGUCUGCUAUUAUGAUGUCUUUCUACAUGAACCAGGUUCCAUGCUGAUCCUGAUAGUGUUUCCUGACGUGCCGGUGGCUCCCUUUGCCCUUAUCUGGACUCUCGGACCAUGCACUCGGACUUAGCCUCUACCAUGCUGCGGCUGGUUGCUUUGCUCUUACAUGGCCUCUCCCUCACUCUGGGGCAAUACGACAUAUGCAAGUCCCUAGUUAGUAUGGACGAUGGCCCGAUAUGGGAGUUUUACGCGUGCCAACCCAAGCCGAUCUCCAUGAAGGAGUAUAUGAAAGUGAAAGUGGACCCGCCCGGAAUUACCUGUGGAGACCCACCUGAGAGGUUCUGUACGCUUGAGAACCCCUACAUGUGCAGUGAUGAAUGUGAUGCCUCUAACCCAGACCAGGCCCAUCCUCCCAAGCUGAUGCAUGACAGGGAGAAGAGUGGGCUGCUCACCUAUUGGCAGACCGUCACUUGGAGCCGGUUCCCAGAACCCUUACUGGCCAACAUCACCAUUUCCUUCAACAAGAGCAUCGAGCUGACCAAUGACAUCCUGGUCACCUUUGAGUAUGGCCGGCCAACCAUCAUGGUGAUCGACAAGUCCCUGGACUACGGACGUACAUGGCACCCCUACCAGUUCUAUGCGGACGACUGUAUGGACGCUUUUGGGAUGCCUGCCAAGAAAGUACAGGACCUCUCCGCCACCAACGUGACCCGAGUCAUCUGUACCGAGGAGUAUUCGCGCUGGGUGGGCUCCAAGAAUGAGAAGAACGUGCGCUUCGAGGUACGGGAUCGGUUCGCCAUCUUCGCUGGAACCCGACUGCAGAACAUGGACAACCUUUACACCCGCAUGGAGAGUAUGAAAGGACUGAAGGACUUCUUCACUAUCACCAACCUCCGGCUGAGGCUCCUUCAACCAGCCCUGGGGGGUACCUACAUCCAGAGAGAGAACCUCUACAAGUACUUCUAUGCCAUCUCCAACAUCGAGGUCCCAGCUAGGUGUAAGUGUAACCUGCACGCCAGCCAGUGCUUGUUCAGGGACGGCAGUCUCCAGUGUGAGUGCGAGCACAACACAACCGGACAGGACUGCGGCCGCUGCAAAAAGACAUUCCGGGCCAAAUCCUGGAGACCUGGUUCUUAUCUACCUACACCUAAUGGAUCACCAAACACCUGUUCAGCAUCUGGCUCUCCGCAAGGCAUACCAAUAGUUGACGAGCCUGUGCAGGUUACCACGGUGACAGCCGCCACAUCCCCACGCCCUCUAAUUACCAAAGCGCCAGAGACCAUUACCAUCCGCACCACUGAGCCACCACCAGCAGAGCCCAAACUCAGCUCCCUGUUAAGUGAGCCUGACAGUACAGAUAAAGAGCUUAAAACUAUCCCAAAACCUGCUCAAACAGAGAAACCGCCCUCCCCUGCUGAGGAAACUGUAGAAAUAAAAGAAGAGAAAGUUGCUCCAAAACCAAAGUCAGGGCACGGGUCAAGUUCUUCAGGAGAGAAGCACAAAGAAAAGUCAGCAACUUCCAAGCUCUUAAAACCUGCACGCCCCCAAUCAAGACAGCUGUCAGGGAUAGCGUACGGGAAUUAUAAAGACUGCGAGUGCUAUGGCCACUCUAACCGCUGCAGUUAUAUUGAUUUUCUCAACAUCGUGACUUGCGUCAGCUGCAAACACAACACUAGGGGGCAGAACUGUGAGCACUGUCGCCUGGGACACUUCCGGAAUGCUACCGCGGAGCUCGACGAUGAGAAUGUUUGUAUAGAGUGUAACUGUAACCAGAUGGGCUCCCUCCACGAUCGGUGCAAUGAGACGGGUUACUGCGAGUGUAGAGAUGGGGCCACCGGACUGAAAUGUGAAGACUGCCUGCCCGGAUACUACUGGAGGCAGGGCUGUUUCCCAAACGUCUGUGAUGAAGAGUUCCUGCUCUGUCAGAACGCAGGGACAUGCUACCAGGGCCAGAGGUGCUUGUGCCCACCAGGGUUCAAGGGGGUCCUGUGUGAGCAGCCCAAGUGUGGUUCUGGAGAAGGGGACUGUGAUGCUGCCUCAACCUCAUUCCUCAGCCUGGCCACAAUCCUGCUCUGUGCACUGCUCCAUCAGCUAGCCACAUUAACUGCUUAGUGAUCGCAGGCAGGCAGGCAGAGGUGAGGGGGAUUUGGAGCCCCCCUUCCUAACGUCAAAAGGUGCUUUGGGUGGUUAGGACAGACGUGGACAACUUAAGCCAAUUAUAGAUUGGUGGGCUUCUCUGCUUGUGCCAGUGACAUUCAAACCAAAAAAUAAAUCAGACUAUAGAGAGACAUUCAUUAUUCUUGUUGUAGUUAACAGUUUACCCCACUUAAUGAUGCACUUAUCCAUAUCACGUUGGAGAACUGAGAUGGAUUAUAACAAUGUUGCAGCCUACUACAAUUUAAGCCAGGUAUUUGAAACAGACUUUGUCGUCCCCCCCCCCCCCCCAUUUUCUUUAUUUGCAGAGAUUUUAGUUUCCUUUCAUUCAUUGCCUAGAGGUUUGUGAAGAUUAAAGUAAAGGGAAUCUAGUUACUGUACACUGAUGGUGGAUGGAAGCUGCCAAGGAACAGAACUCAUCCAAAUAAAAGAAAAUCUAAAAAAUAUCAAUGUUAUAUACUGUAACUGUUUAAAUAUUUUUUGUAGAAAUCGUUAUUUUUGUUCCAAGUAAACAUUAUCAUGAAGAAAAAAAUGAAGAAAAAAUACAUAAAUAAAAAUGAAUAAAGAAAUUCCAAGAUGGACAUUUUAUUAUGCUGUAAAAGAAUUACAGUAAAUGUGACUGUUAAUUGCU